ACCACAACACGUACCACCCAACACCCCGCCUGUGCCUUUGCAUCGACCGGGGCUUGUAGAAACGCAAUCCGGAUUCAUUCUGGACAAUUGCACGCCAUCGUGACUGUUGCGCUUACCGUAUUGAUCGCUGAAUACGCCGUGUCAGGCCACAUAGGGUGCUCAGUCAUCCAGUAGCGACUCAUAUUGCCCUGGUCCGCUGUGGGAUCUAUGAACAUCAUCUGCAUACCAGAGCCAUGACCAGAGUAUAUCAUCCGCGUGCGCAACAGGCGCCGCAGCGCGGCACUACGCUUGAUCAGUCGCGAGCCGCCAUCAGGAAGAAGAAGCCGUACAAGAUCGUGCUAGAAGCGGUAACCCAAGAGAAGAAAAAGCUACAUUCCAUUCUAACAUACGCGUCAAACGCUCCCGCUGGCUUCGGUUUCAUCCCAGCUGGACACCCCGAAUUCACAGAAUGGUGCAAAGAGCAGUGUCGACAGCGCAACCUUGACGUACACAUCGUCUCUGCCAAGCCGAAGAACAAAACCCACUCCGAUCCCGAGAAGCUAUCUCACCACGUCCACCGAGUCGGACACCACUUUCCCAUUCACAUCAUCGAACUUGCCUGCAGCAAGUUCGGAUAUCUCUACGAUGAGAGACGCGGCCUGCGGAAGGAUAAAGAAGGUGACAGAACCAACUGGAUAGCCCAAGAGUUUGAAGACUACUCUUCGCGGCAAGUACAACGAGGGCAUCCCGCCACUGAAAAGGAGACCAAGGGCUACAUCCAUGGCGCCGUUCGCGAGAUGUUUCCCAAGAUACCAGAGGCAGAUCUGCAAGCCAUUGUUUCUCAUGCCUUUGAGGAGGGAACUAACCGGGUAGGUAAUGCUAAGGAGCUUUCGUUGGCUCGUAGAGUGCAACUUGCAGUUGUCGCGCAUAUCCGCCACACAUACACAGACUACGAUAAGCUGCUCAAGACUGACGGCUGGUCGGAAGCCCGCGGUCAAGUCGAGAAAGUUUCUCUUGCGAAACUCAAAGAGUGGCGAGAUGAAGACGGAAAGCAAAGCAACGAACUCGAGGAAACCUUCCGUGAAGUCAUUGUUCUCGACGAUGAUGAUGAAGCUAGCAGCGAUGAAGGUUCCAUGGCCACGCCUGAUGAGCGCGAGCAAAGCAUGGAAAUUGUUUCCAGUCGUGCUACUGCGCGCGAUUUACAGCCGGAACUACAUGCUAAUUACCCGAGUGGAGAUGUUCACAACAUGAGACCUUCAUCAAGAAGAACCAUUGUCCUUCCGCGUUAUGCUCCUCCUCCACCGCCACCUGUAUUGUCUGGCACCUCACAUUUCCAGUCACAUUUGCAGCAGCCUUUCCAACCAGCGCGAACAAGGACAAACGAUCCGCGAGCGAGACCAGCCGAGGCUGGCCAGAGUAUUAGAAACGCACAGCCGAUCGUGCGUGAGAUCAACGGCCAACUAUACCAACUUCAACCCAUCAAGGAAGAUCGUGGUGCGUCAAGGUUACAGUAUAACGAUCCUCCUUUGCGCGCUGCGCCGCGUCGCGUACAGGAAGGAUAUGUUCAGCCUCCAUCACCUCGUCACAGUGCCUUUGACAGACCACUAGCGCGCCCAAGGCGCCCAUCAGACCAAGAUGUUGUGCUCCCUUCUGUCGAGCCUGAGACAGUCGAUCUGACAUCACCACAACAUAUUGCAACUUCUCAGCAGCCUGCCUGGAAUCACAACGCGAAUCAGAACAGACCGUAUAAUGAGCUGCAAUCGCCAAAGCGAAAAGCGCUCCCUUCUUUUGCGGAUGACAGACAGUCUCAGGCCGAGCAACACGCCAAGCGUCUAAGGCCCGUGUACCGUGAGGAAGCUCGCCCUCGGACUUACGGAGAUAAUCAAGCAGGAUACCAUAUGAGCCAGCGCAUGGCGCCUGACUAUGGGCCAAGGGCCCCACCGCCUAGAGAGCAAGUUAUUGAUCUGACUACUAGUCCUUACAAGCCACCUUCUAGUGGUGGCAGAGGUUACGAUGUCUCUGCACGCCCGCUUGCGCCUGCUGAUCCUCGUGGAUAUGCAUAUGCUUCUGGACCGUCUCAUCGAAUGCAUGUGCAUGAAGUGAGAGGUGCACAGUAUGAUGUACAUCCUGUUGAUCCGUCUCGUGCUUACGUGCCUGACAAUAGGAUGUAUGAGAGGCGCCUCCAGCCGAACCAUGACUACAUUCCACUCCGAGAAGAUGAGCAGCCACGACGUCUUGAAGAUGAGAGUGUGCGAUACUUGAGGAGCGGUGUACGUUAUGGCGGAUGAUUGCUUUGACAUGCAUUGGUAGCAGGACGGGCGGAGUUAUACGGUUUUUCCUACGGACGAUACCCUUUUCCUUCUGUUUAUUGCGUUCCCGGAGUCACGUAUCCUGGAGAUUAUCGGUUCCAGUCACUCGCGUUUCGCGUGUCGUAUGAUCUGAUUGCGACUUCGGUGGCAUACCAUCGUGAACAGCGAAGCGAAUUUUGUGCAUUGGAGAUCAUGGUCGGGCGUUUGCCACAUACCAGCAUGACGACAGAAGGCGUUUGUCAACUAUGGAUGGAUACCAACAGCUACUGGGUUGGAGGUAGAUGUACGACUGAAAAGAAUUCAUGUAUGAUAAUACGAAGCCACCGAAGAGGUGCACAAUAAGAAAUAACUUCACGAAGAC
Molecule: messenger RNA, 2649 nt
Organism: Alternaria rosae
Lineage: Eukaryota; Fungi; Ascomycota; Dothideomycetes; Pleosporales; Pleosporaceae
Exons: 5
Coding region: 234-2267 (677 amino acids)
Source: RefSeq, a predicted model, not a curated record